AUGGCGGCCGUAGAUCAGACCGAGACAGAGACGAACAUAGCAGCGGCGGAGAAGGCGGAGACAGGAGAAGUGGCGACGGAGAGCGAAGCGCUGGUGAAGCAUCCGUUGGAGCACCGCUGGACGCUCUGGUUCGACAAUCCGCAGCAACGCGGGAAAAGCGGUGGCUCGUGGGGAAGCUCGCUCCGCGUGAUCUUCACCUUCGGAACCGUUGAGGACUUCUGGUGUUUAUACAACAACAUAGUGCAGCCGAGCAAGCUGAUGAACAAGGCGGACAUGCACCUGUUCAAGGAGGGCAUUCAACCCAAGUGGGAGGAUCCCAAGUGCGAGAAGGGCGGCUCCUGGACCAUUUCCUGCUCGCGGAGCAAGGAGUACCUCGAUAACAUGUGGCUGCACUUGAUGCUGGCGAUGAUUGGCGAGCAGAUCGACGAGGGCAACGACAUUUGUGGCGCCGUGGUGAGCAUUCGACCAAACAAAGACAGAGUGGCGCUCUGGACUAAAUCGGCUGCCAGCGAAUCCAUUCAGACGAGCAUUGGCAAGCAACUGAAGGAGAUUCUGGGCUUGACGGAGCAAAUCGGGUUCUCCUCUUUUGCGGACCAGAAAGGGUCAAGGAAGCGGUCGGCGACGCCCGAGACGACGAUGCUGUACGUGGGGUGCCUCACGCGCAACGUCAACCAGGACCACCUGCGCGAGAUAUUCGGGCUGUACGGCGAGCUGAGCAAGGUGGAGAUCGCAAUGGACCGCGUCGUGAACCUACCCAAGGGCUACGGGUACGUGGAGUUCAAGAAGCGCGCCGAUGCGGAGAAGGCGCGCCUGCACAUGGAUGGGGCGCAGAUCGAUGGCAGUGUGGUCAGCGCGCAGUUCGUGCUCGCGCCAAAGCCCCAGGCGGCGCAAGGGGAAGGUCGCCGUCCCCGCCCCGAGGGGGAAGGAGGCGCUCGCCCGUGCGGUACGUGGGGGGACACGGGGGGCGGGAAAUGGCGUGUGGGGCUGGUGGUGCGGUUGGUUGGUGGUGGGAAGGGCGCAGGAGGAACAAGGGGCCAUUGUCAGAUCCAUUUGCCGUUUGAUGCGUGGAUCACCCAGUGUUUCCCCUCCAUCUCCUUCUCUCCCCGUGGUUGUGUUCCCCCGUGCUUCCGCCCUCUCCGCGCCCUGCAGCUCCCCCCCUCGCAGGCAGCGCAGUGCCUCUCCCCCUCGCCGCGUGAGAAGCCCCCCCAGACGCCGCUCCCCCAUCCCCUUCCGCGGCCGCAGGUACCCGCCCUCCCUACCCUACCCUCCCCACCCUCCCCACCCUCCCCACCCUCUCCGCCCUCCCCACCCUCUCCGCCCUCCCCGCCCUCCCCACCCUCCCCGCCCUCCCCACCCUCUCCGCCCUCCCCACCCCCCCUGCUAUCACCACCCUCUCCACCCUCCCUUCCCAUCUUCCUCGCCCUAUCCACCCUCCCCAUCCUCCUCACCCUUCGCACCCUCCCACCAUCCCCAUUCUUCCGACCCUCCCCAACCUCCUCACACUCACACGCUCCCCCUUCAUUUCUGGGCUCGUCGGCCGGAUCCCUCUUCGCUCUCGCCCGCUUCCUCGUCUUCAUCCCACCCGUCCUUCCGCUGACCCUCGAGGUCGCCUCCUCGCAAGCGGGCAGCCAAGAGCAGCCCCAGCAGGUCCAACAGCUCUCACUCCUCCAGUGA
Molecule: messenger RNA, 1674 nt
Organism: Closterium sp. Naga37s-1
Lineage: Eukaryota; Viridiplantae; Streptophyta; Zygnematophyceae; Desmidiales; Closteriaceae
Source: the annotation of a GenBank genome assembly